GCUAGAUCCAGAACAUCAGCUGAACUCUGAGCUUUAGCCAUGUCAUUAAUAAUCUUAACUUCUGCGCACAGAUUACAAUCAGCCUGCAGAUUGCAGAGAAUACAAGGACACAUGAUGUCCACUAAAGUUGGAUCUGAAGUUCUGUUUGAGAAAGUUGGGAACGCUGGAGUCAUCACACUAAACAGACCCAAAGCUCUCAAUGCUCUGAAUCUCACCAUGAUCAGACACAUCUACCCUCAGCUCAAGAAAUGGGUCAAAGACUCAGAAACGGAUCUAGUGAUCAUUAAAGGAGCAGGGGAGAAGGCAUUCUGUGCUGGUGGGGAUAUCAGAGCUGUCUCAGAAGCUGGAAAAGCAGGCGAUUCUCUCACUCAAGACUUAUUUCGUGAGGAAUAUAUUCUUAACAACACUAUUGGUACAUAUCAGAAACCGUAUGUGGCUCUAAUCGAUGGAAUUACAAUGGGAGGAGGCGUGGGUCUUUCAGUUCAUGGACGGUUUCGUGUGGCCACUGAGAAGACACUGUUUGCCAUGCCAGAGACGGGCAUUGGUCUGUUUCCUGAUGUUGGUGGUGGCUACUUCCUGCCCAGACUUCAAGGCAAACUGGGGCUCUUUCUCGCCCUGACUGGGUUCCGCCUCAAAGGGAGAGAUGUUCAGAGGGUCGGGGUGGCUACUCACUUUCUGCAGUCUGACAAGAUUGUGUCUCUUGAGAAGGAUCUUGUUGAUCUGAAGACUCCAUCUAACAGUGAUGUGGCCCAACUACUGGAUUCUUAUCAGGAACAGAGCAGUCUGGAUGCUGAGAAACCUUUUGUGCUGCAAGAACAGACAGAUGCCAUCGACAGGCUCUUUUCAGCUGGAAGUGUGGAGGAGAUCAUGGAGAACCUUAAGAAAGAUGGCUCUGCUUUUGCACUCAAACAGACUGAGACUCUGGCCAAAAUGUCCCCAACCUCACUGAAGUUAACUUUCAGGCAGAUUCAGGAAGGAGCGAGAAUGAGUUUGCAGGAGGUGUUGGUGAUGGAGUAUAGACUCAGUCAGGCCUGUAUGAGAGGUCACGAUUUUUAUGAGGGAGUCAGAGCAGUGCUAAUCGAUAAACACCAGAGUCCAAAGUGGAAACCUUCUACCCUGUCUGGGGUCUCAGAGCAGGCUAUUGAAGAAUGUUUCAGCUCCCUGGGUGAAAGAGAUCUCAAACUAUAGAAACUCUCCUCAAAAAUCCCGUAAGCUGCUUUCACAAACCUCUGAAAUUUAUCAAAGAAAUCUGCAUUGUUAUUUCUGUCAGUAUAGCUGACGAAUGCAAAAAUAAUUCUGCUGCUUAUAGCUAAAGCAAAUGUUCCUCUGAGACUUCUGCACAGAUUCACUGAUCUUUAUGAUGAAAUGAACAAUACUAGUUUCUUGUGGAAAUUCAGAGGUUUGGGGAGUUUUCUUUGUGCCAUUCCACUGGGAAACGGAAUUUAGAGUAAGCUAACAAUUGAGAGCAGCCUAGUCAUAUUUUAAAGGGAAAGUUCAUCCAUAAAUGAAAAUUGUGUCAUCAUUUACUCAACCCUAUUUAAAA
Molecule: messenger RNA, 1543 nt
Organism: Sinocyclocheilus anshuiensis
Lineage: Eukaryota; Metazoa; Chordata; Actinopteri; Cypriniformes; Cyprinidae
Product: 3-hydroxyisobutyryl-CoA hydrolase, mitochondrial
Exons: 14
Coding region: 40-1188 (382 amino acids)
Biological process (GO): L-valine catabolic process
Cellular component (GO): mitochondrion
Molecular function (GO): 3-hydroxyisobutyryl-CoA hydrolase activity
Source: RefSeq, a predicted model, not a curated record